Messenger RNA from Neoarius graeffei (lesser salmon catfish), 4505 nucleotides. RefSeq names its product integrin, alpha 2 (CD49B, alpha 2 subunit of VLA-2 receptor), tandem duplicate 2 (gene itga2.2). The coding region runs from base 70 to 3621 and encodes 1183 amino acids. Gene Ontology annotation, molecular function: integrin binding. Gene Ontology annotation, biological process: cell adhesion mediated by integrin; cell-cell adhesion; integrin-mediated signaling pathway. The transcript has 29 exons. Gene Ontology annotation, cellular component: external side of plasma membrane; integrin complex. Lineage: Eukaryota; Metazoa; Chordata; Actinopteri; Siluriformes; Ariidae. The record is from RefSeq and is a predicted model, not a curated record.
AUAAAGUCGGCUCGAGCGUGCCGAGCAGAGCGCAGACUCAGUGCGGGUGCUGAACAGCUCAGCGGAGACAUGGAGCGCGCGCUGCUGCUGCUGCUGCUUGUACAGGGUUGGUGUAUUGAACACUCUCAGGGAUUUAAUGUGGGAACGUCAGGAGCCAAAAUUUUCUCAGGCCCAGAAAAGGACGAGUUUGGGUACACAGUGCAACAGUUCAGCAAUGACCAGGGAAAAUGGUUAUUAGUGGGAGCUCCGUGGAGUGACUACAGUCAGAACAGGAAAGGAGACGUGUAUAAAUGUGCAAUUGCAAGACCUGAGACGACUUGUGAUAAACUCAACCUACAGAAUGCUGUCAAGAUACCAGAUGUGAAGAACAUCGACGUGAACAUGAGUCUGGGUCUGACCCCGACACAGACCACCAAAACCGGCGGAUUUAUGACAUGCGGGCCUCUCUGGGCUCAGGGUUGUGCUACUCAGUAUUUCUACCGAGGAGUGUGUGCGGAAGUGAGCCGGCUGUUUGCUCCACAACCAGCGUUCUCUCCUUCACUAAAACCUUGCGGCGGGCCGAUGGACAUCGCGAUCGUUCUGGACGGAUCGAACAGUAUUUAUCCUUGGCCUCCUGUUGUGAGUUUUCUUGAGAAGCUCUUAAAAAACCUUGAUAUCGGACCCCAGCAGUCUCAGGUCAGCGUCAUUCAGUAUGGCGUCACUCCCAAAAUGGAGUUCACCCUGAACGCAUAUAAAACCAGAGACUCGAUCAUUCAGGCGGCUUUGAAAAUUCCUCAGAAAGGUGGAACUGAGACAAACACGUUCCAAGCUAUCGAGUACACCAGGGUAAAUGCUUUUCUGCCUUCAAACGGAGGACGUCCGGAUGCCAGUAAAGUGAUGGUGGUGGUGACUGACGGAGAGUCGUAUGAUAACUUCAAGAGAAACAAAGUCAUUCCAGCAUGUGAGAGAGAUGGCAUCACUCGCUUCGGCAUUGCUGUGCUCGGGUAUUACACAAGGCAAAACAUCGACAGCAAAAAUCUCGUUGAGGAAAUCAAAUCAAUCGCCAGCAGUCCUUCAGAUAAAUAUUAUUUCAACGUGUCAUCUGAAAAGGCUCUCCAGGAGAUCGCUGGAAGUCUGGGAGAUCGGAUCUUCAACAUCGAAGGCACUGGUACAGGUGGCGAAUUUCAGAUGGAAAUGUCGCAGGUUGGGUUCAGCGCACACCAAACCAAGAACAAGGAUGUGAUGAUGCUGGGGGCUGUUGGGGCGUACGGAUGGAGCGGAACUGUGGUGCAUAAAACUGCUCAGAAAUCAGAGAUUUUCCCCAAAGAAGCUUUUGAGCAAAUCCUUGAAGAUAAAAACCACAGUUCACUGCUGGGCUACUCGGUGACCACUCUGUAUAGCGGUUCCACUGAGUACUUUGUGGCCGGUGCUCCUCGCUCCAACCACACGGGUCAGGUCGUGGUGUACACACUGAACACGCAGCAACAACCCGACAUCCGACACUCACAGAGAGGAGAUCAGAUCGGCUCGUACUUUGGAAGCGUGCUCUGUCCCCUGGAUGUGAAUCAUGACGGUGUUACUGAUCUUCUGCUGGUUGGAGCGCCAAUGUACAUGAGUGAGGAGAAGAAGGAGAUGGGCAAAGUGUACAUCUUCACCAUUACUGACGGGUUCUUGAGUAACCAGGGGUUUCUGGAAGGUUCCUCUCCACUGGAGAACGCUCGAUUCGGAAUGGCCAUCGCCGCUGUUCCUGACCUCAACCUGGACGGCUUUACCGAUGUGGUGGUCGGAGCCCCGCUGGAGGAGAACGGCCAUGGAGCCAUUUAUAUUUACAACGGAGAUGCGCAGAGUAUCAGGAGCCAGAGCUCACAGAAAAUUCUUGCCAUGAAACUGGACCCGGAAUUGAGGUACUUCGGACGUUCUUUAGACGCUGCUGGAGAUCUGAAUGGAGACUCGGUCCCAGACGUCUCUGUGGGGAGUUAUGGGAAAGUGCUUCAGCUCUGGUCCAGGGGCGUGGCGGUGGUGACGGCUCGGGUCACGUUCACCCCGGACCAGAUCAGCAUCCUGAGUAAGUUGUGUUACUUCGGUGGACAGAUGGUGUCCUGUUUUAAAGCCAAAGUCUGCUUCAGGGCGGAGUUCAAACCGUCAAACUCUGUCGGACCUGCAGAGAUUAAGUACAACAUGACGCUGGACGCUGACCUGCAGUCGUCUCGAGUCAGCUCCAGAGGUCAGUUCAGGAACUCAGAGCGUGUGGUCCAGCAGGACAUCAGCGUCUCCACGGCCGAGACGUGUGAGGAACAUCAGGUGUACGUUCAGGACACUCCUGACCUCGUCGACUCCAUCGCCGUCCGAGUCGACAUCAGACUCCAGCAGCCGGACUCUUCCAGCCCUGUCCUGAACGCCUUCAGUCCCACCAUGUGGGAGUUUUCUAUCCCAUUUUCUAAAGACUGCGGUGAUGAUGAAUUGUGCUACAGCGACUUGGUGUUGAGUGUCAAGAGAGAGACAUCGACUGGCUCCUCAUUGCUGGUGAGUCAGAACAACCGAAGACUGUCGCUGUCUGUGACGGUGAUGAACAGGAAAGAAAAUGCGUACAACACCAGAGUGAUCACAAAAUACUCCAGCAACUUGUUUUACUCCUCCGUUACGCAGCCUACCAAUGGUGUCGAGGUCAAAUGCACCUCCAGUAAAGACACGGAAACCGUCACAUGUCAAGUGGGAUACCCAGUGCUCAGGACUGACCAGUCGGUAACAUUCGAGAUCAGUUUUGAUUUUAAUUUGGCACAAUUACAAAAGGAAGUCAAAGUGUUUUUUGAAGCCGAGAGUGACAGUAAAGAGGAAACUCCAGCGGAUAACAGCAAGACGAUGACGAUCCCCGUCCAGUACGCGACCGACAUCAUCUUCAGCAGAGAAGCCAACAUAAAUGUUUACUUGCUUGACGAAAAGGAUAAAAUCACAAACCCGAUAAAGACGUACAGUGACAUCGGCCCAGAGUUCAAGUUCAACCUCAAGGUGUCCGGAACAGUUUUUCCAGUCAGUCUGAUUUACCUCAAUGUGUUGCUGCCCAUCAGCACUAAAUCGGGGAACCAGCUGCUGUAUAUAACCUCAGUCGAGGGCACACCGCGGAGCGAUGUUCAGUGCAACACCCCUGCACUGAUCGACCCGUUUAACAUCCGAGAGACAGAAUACACAGCCACAUUCACCAAGGAGAGCUUCAGAGGAACCAGUCGUCUGAACUGCGACUCUGCUGUGUGUAAGCAGCUGGAUUGUGUGCUGAAAGACCUGAGCGUGAAAAAGGAUUACAUCAUCAACGUGACCGCGAGGAUUUGGAACGGAACGUUCGCUGAGGCUGAUUUCCAGUCAGUUGUAUUAGAUGUGAAAGCUCAGAUCGAGACGCCGCAACCUGAUCUACUCGUUAUCACCCACAAACAAGUGACGGUUGACGUCACCGUCAGUAAACCAGGCGCGAAAGGUGAUGUACCUGUGGGCGUGAUCGUGGGCAGUGUGAUCGGAGGAUUACUCCUGCUGGCUGCGGUUGUCGCCGUGCUGUGGAAGCUCGGUUUCUUUAAGCGUAAAUACCAGCAGCUGGACAAAGGCGCUGACGGCGCUGAGACAGAGGGAUUACAGGACAGCGGAGGACAAGCGUGAGACCGACACCGAUCCCUCAUCCCUUUAAAGACUGUCUGAUCUCCGAUCAGCUCGAGUCAUUGAUGUAACCCUCAGAGACACGGCGAUCAGAUGGGCAGCAGCGAGGAGCAGAACCUCAACCACACGCCAGUGGCAGGAAACGUCUGCGAUCAGGUUCGAACAGAAAACCGCAAAGUGCAACAAUCUGACUGUUUACUUUCAACACUGGAGAAUGUUUCGUUUUUCACUCCAAGUCUCUGGACCAGCGUAAGCGACAAGAAACUGACUUCCUUUCCGUUUUUCACUUUUAUUUGGAAAUCAUGUAAAUAUUAUUGAUAGAGAAAUAUUGUGGAAAAUGAAAACAGCACGCAGACCGCACCAAACUUCUCCCUGGGAAAAAGGUUUUAUUUACAAGCACAGAACAGCAUUAUUACGGAAUACAAGAAUUUUUCCUUUUCAGAUAUUUUAAUUUUUAAAAAAUUCUAAACAUUUUGGAUUAUCAUAUUGUGAUGCGUAUCAUUUUCACGAGAAACAUUUCACAAUAUUCGAUAAUGCAGCAUUUCAGUUUUAUUGUUUAUACAGUUCAGUAUUGAUCGUGACGACAAAACAUUUGAUAAAAUUUGUUAUCGUUUAUUCUGAGGUCGUAUCACCAGCACUUCAACUGAGCUACGACUGAAUCCUUAAGUGUAAAUGCUUUUUAGUGAACCGCUAGCUCAGGUGUAGGGGAGGAGGGAAAGGGGAAAAAAAAAAAGCAUCGCUUUAAAUGUACAACACGUCGAAGAUUAACGUUUUCAUCCUCAUCAAUCAAGACUUCAAGUGCAAUCACCAAACAAGAGUAACAUUGAGCCACACCUACAAAACUCCAUAAAAGGUCUGGUUUCUUUUAUUUUCCUUUUUUUUUGGGG